AUGCCAGGGAGCGUGCUGCAUUUGCAGGAGGGUUCUGGUCACAUCAGCUACAUGCUGCGAGAUGCUGAUGCCAUCUUGAUGGAUCUCCUGCAUGAGGAAAGUGUGGAGAGUGAGGAGUUUAUUCGAUAG
This is a messenger RNA of Plenodomus lingam JN3, 129 nucleotides long. Lineage: Eukaryota; Fungi; Ascomycota; Dothideomycetes; Pleosporales; Leptosphaeriaceae. The record is from RefSeq and is a predicted model, not a curated record.